Motacilla alba alba is the source of this 1752-nucleotide messenger RNA. RefSeq names its product Myb/SANT DNA binding domain containing 1 (gene MSANTD1). Gene Ontology annotation, biological process: positive regulation of DNA-templated transcription. The record is from RefSeq and is a predicted model, not a curated record. NCBI's taxonomy places the organism in Eukaryota, Metazoa, Chordata, Aves, Passeriformes, Motacillidae. Bases 55 to 948 code for a protein of 297 amino acids. Gene Ontology annotation, cellular component: nuclear body. The transcript is spliced from 5 exons.
UUUAUUUUGACAUCAGGGAAAGGAAAUUUUUGAAUUUUGGCAUCUGUGAGACAUAUGGGGAGAGAUGUGAAGCUCUGCUCUGGGUCGGUGAUCUGCUGUGAGGAGGCCUGUGGUGACUUUAAGGCUCAUGGAGGAUCUUCUGUUCCUAGGACAGCAGGUCAGUCAGCAAUGGCUGCAGCAGAAAUUCCCAGUUACAUUGUCUCUUCUCAGACUGAGAAACACAGGAGGGCCAGAAACUGGACUGAUGCAGAAAUGAGAGGUUUAAUGCUGGUUUGGGAAGAAUUUUUUGAUGAGCUGAAACAAACUAAAAGGAAUGCCAAAGUUUAUGAGAAAAUGGCUAACAAACUCUUUGAAAUGACUGGAGAAAUUCGCCACGGAGAGGAAAUAAAGAUAAAAAUUACAAAUAUGACAUUCCAGUACAGGAAAUUAAAAUGCAUGACUGACAGUGAAACUGUGGCACCUGACUGGCCUUACUACAAAACCAUUGAUAGGAUCUUAUCCAAAGUGACAGAGCACAGCGAUGUGAAAAUGCACGAGAACCAGCAGCCAGGUCCUUCUACAUCCCAGACAGAGGCCUCGCAAUCUCCGUCAGCCAAGUCCACGCCUCUGUACUUGCCAUACAACCAGUUUACAUAUGAAGGAAGGGAAGAAUGCUUUGAAGAUGAACAUUCAGAGAGCUCAUCGAGCUUGCUUUCUUACAAGCUGAGAGCUGAAGAAAGACCGGUUAAGAAAAGAAAAAUGCAAAACUGCAGUUUCCAAAAGAAGAAGCUAAAAUUAAUGGAAGCCAUGUUGGAAGAACAAAAGAAGUUGAGUAGAGCUAUGGAAGAAACCUGUAGAGAAGUGCGUAGGAUCCUGGAUCAGCAGAACAUCAUCCAAGUUCAAAGCUUACAGUUACAGGAGAGAAUGAUGAAUCUACUGGAGAAAAUGAUCUCCAAGUCUAAUGUGUAGUUUCCUUUGUGAAUGCCUCUGAGAUUACUAUUGCUAUUAUAGAUAACCAUUUAUUGCACACCAUAUGUGUGUCUGUUGCCCUAUACCCAGGUUUUCCAUGGAAAUUAAAACCCUAGUGUAAUCCUAGUUCAGCAAAGAAAACAUAAUUCAGGGUGAGAGCUAUCCAGUAUAUAAAACUAGUGCAAUAUAUGCCUAAGUUGAAUUAUUUUUAUACAAAAAGGUUAAGGGAUAAAUAGCUCGGGGAACUGAAGUACUAUUUAUGCCUAAGUCAGGUAUUGUUUUGCAAACAGUGGUGUUGUAUAUUGCUUCACAUCAAGGACUGCAGCUUAAUCUGUUUUAGGAGAAUGAAAUAGUGCAUUUCUAAACAUGGUUAUUGCACCUUGACUUUGCUGAUGAUUAAACCCUGUUUUGAAACAUUUGCCUGAUUGUAUAAGUGACCUAUGGUUCUUGUGAAGAGCUAGUUGGGACCAUGAGAUACAUAAUUUUAAACUCCAUGCCUGAUAUGAAUAGUACUCUAAAGUAUGAGGGUAAAAAUAGUCUAUUCAAAUACAUUUUUUGAUAUAAAAACAAAUGCCCCAAACCACCUUCCUAUAUACUGAAUACUAAAAUGUAUAGAAGAUACUUGAAGUUGCUUUUGAUAUUAAACGUUUAAAUUUUUUUCAUUAUUAACUGGAAUCUGUUGACUUAACAAACAACCAGCAAUGAAAACUUCCAUUUAUUCUCUAUCACAAAAGAAAAGUAUUGUACUGUGUGUAUAUACAUAUAUAUAAUGUCUAUCAAAUGAAAUAAAGAAAAAGAAGAAAC